Halteromyces radiatus is the source of this 1699-nucleotide messenger RNA. Its product is annotated as P-loop containing nucleoside triphosphate hydrolase protein. The coding region runs from base 12 to 1643 and encodes 543 amino acids. The record is from RefSeq and is a predicted model, not a curated record. Gene Ontology annotation, cellular component: cytoplasm. The transcript has 12 exons. Gene Ontology annotation, molecular function: ATP hydrolysis activity; ATP binding. NCBI's taxonomy places the organism in Eukaryota, Fungi, Mucoromycota, Mucoromycetes, Mucorales, Cunninghamellaceae.
UUCAAAUAUUUAUGACUAUUACAGAUCAAGACUGGAUCAAUAGAAUCACUUGCAGUAUUGGUGGUUAUGAUUCUCUUAUCACUUACCUUGUUACCAAGAUUUGUACAAGAAAGGCUCAACUUGAACGCCAAUGUACUAAUAUUUCUAAAGGUGUCGUUCUUCAUGGAAAGCCUGGUACUGGCAAAACAGCCUUAGCUUUAGCGCUUGCAAAAACAUCCAAUUUGCCUUACUAUGUUGUGAACGGACCUGAUAUCUUCCAAACAGAGGAAGGGGCUUCCGAAAAUAGACUACGAUCCAUCUUUACCAAGGCAGCUAAAGAAGGACAGGAAAACAAAAGUAUGGUAUUAGUGAUUGUAGACGAAUGGGAUAUGCUUGCUGGAAUCAUGGCUAAGAAUAAGUCAGGAUUGGAUACACGAAUUACUUCCAUGAUGCAAAGUUGUAUAGAUCAACUUGACAACAACAAUCAUAUCUUUUUACUUUGCUUGACGAACCGGUUACAUGCUAUUGAUCCUUGUUUUUUACGGUCUGGAAGAAUGGACGAUGUACAAGAACUAGUGGUUAAAUUACCAGCUCAACGAUUGGCGAUUCUAUCUAUUCUCACUUCAAAACUCUCAUUUUCAUCCGAACAAGAUCGACAUGACAUUCUAUCUUCUUUGGCUAACCAAACUCAUGGAUUUGUCCCUAGUGAUCUAUCAAGUCUUUGUAGUCAAAUUGUGCUACAAUUGGUGAGACAAGAAAUCAUGUCAAAGCAGAAAUCUAUAGUCCAAUGGGAACAUGUUGAAAAAGCUUUAUCUGUUGUUCAUCCAUCCAACAUGAAUGCCUUUACCAAUCGGGUGCCCUCUGUGAGAUUCUCUGAUCUUUAUGGUAUAGAUGAUGUGAUUGAAGAUAUCAAGACAUCAGUGAUUUAUCCAUUCAAACAUCCUGAACAUUAUCUUCAAUUGGGAAUAUCUCCUCCUCGUGGUAUUAUGCUUCAUGGGCCAACUGGAACAGGCAAAACGAUGCUUUGCUCUGCUUUGGCUUUGGAAUCCGGUGUGAAUUUUGUCUUUGUCGAAAGCACUCAACUGCGAUCCAAAAUUGUGGGGGAAUCCGAAAAGAACAUUGCUGCCAUGUUUGCUCAUGCUAGGUCCAAUGCUCCAUGUAUCUUAUUCAUUGACCAGAUUGAUAUGUUGUUACCAAUGCGAGGGACUGGAUCAAGUUCUGAAAAUACAAGUGAUCGUAUUGUUACUGGAUUCUUGACAGAAAUGGAUGGUUUAUUGACCAAGGAUAAUAAUAAUAAUAAUACAAACAUGGAAUCAUCAGCACAAAUGGAUGUACUUGUAGUGGCUGCAACCAAUCGAUUACAUGCGGUGGAUAGCGCAGUAUUACGUCCUGGUCGAUUUGAUGAACAUAUUCAAUUAUCUAUACCCACACAAGACCAACGAUUUGCCAUUCUCCGGGGAUUAUCUAGCAAGAUGCCAUUAGAAUUGACUGAUCUGGAACUCAAGACGCUGGCGUCAACACAUACUCAAGGCUGGUCAGGUGCGGAACUGGACAAUUUAUUACGAGAAUCAGCCAUGAUCUGUUUACGAGAAAAUGUGACAAAUGACAAGAUUUGUAUUCGACAUAUAGAUCAGGCUCUUUUACAGAGAAAUCAAUCAGUAUAGACUUUUUGUAUUAUAUUUGAAUAAACUCAUAUCGAUGAUUUGGUUGUUUCCAAGAA